GGGACGUGUGAAAUAAAAUAGCUUUAUCCGCCCUUCCUUUUCCGCUCGUCUUAAUGGUUCCUCCCGGAUACCUAGCUUCCCGAAGCCUCAUCGGUAAACGGAGAGGUCGUUUUGGGUUUAGUUGACCCUGGGUGAGGCCUAGAUCCUCUGGACCGUAACUACCAUGAAUAUUAUCCACUUGGUGCGAGAUCACUGGCCUAUGGCAUUGUGUCCCCUAGGAUUCUUGGUGGGAUGGUACUUUGACAAGCAACAUGAUGAGAAACUGGCAAUAUUCAGAAACAAGAGCAAAUUAUAUCAAAGGGAAUUGAAACCUGGUGAAGAUGCUUUAUGGAAAUAAUGCGUCAAAUAAGAGUUGAUCCCCCUACAGUUUGAAUAAGUGAUUGUUCCAUAAUGAAAAUAGAAUCUAGUAUUACCUUUGUUCAGCAUAUGAUUAC
Notechis scutatus (mainland tiger snake) is the source of this 434-nucleotide messenger RNA. RefSeq names its product NADH:ubiquinone oxidoreductase subunit B1 (gene NDUFB1). The record is from RefSeq and is a predicted model, not a curated record. NCBI's taxonomy places the organism in Eukaryota, Metazoa, Chordata, Lepidosauria, Squamata, Elapidae. Gene Ontology annotation, cellular component: respiratory chain complex I; mitochondrion.